CUCAAACCCUCUGUCUCUCUCAUCAGCUCUGUGAAAAAAGAGGUGCCUUCUAGGCUUUGCAAGAAGAAGGUAAAACAUCGGCACUACAAGAAAAAGGUAUUCCAUUAAAAAUCAAGAUUUCUUGUAAGUUUGUGUAAAAAUUUAUUCUUGAUACAGAAUGGGUUUCUCAAAAUUGUUCUUCUGUUCAUUAAUUUUCAUUGUCUGCAUAUCGAGUUUAUCAAUUCAUUCUGUAGCUUAUGUUUCCAUCAAUAACAUCACUCUUUUGGGUGAUGCUUAUUUUCAAGAAAAUGGCAGGAUUUGCCUUACUCCUUAUUCACCAUCACCAUCACCAUCACCUUCAUCUUCAAUUGGUGUGGGUAGAGCUCUUUAUAAUCAUCCAAUUAGGUUUCUUGAUCCUUCUACGAAUUCCAAUGCUUCUUUCAUUUGUCGUUUUUCUUUUUACAUCACCGCAUUUUCUGAUUCUUCAUCUUCAUCUUCUCCUCCACUGUUUGGAGAUGGUUUAACCUUUAUCAUUACUUCCAAGAAAUACAUACUAGGUAGUGGUUUUGGUUAUAUGGGUCUCUCCAAUGAAACUAGUCAAGAAGAGGGGGGAAUGUACAUUGCAGUGGAAUUUGAUACUAGUUUUGACCCGAGUCUUGAUGAUAUUAGCGAUAAUCAUAUAGGAAUUGACAUCAAUUCAGCUAGGUCAUUUGCUUCUGUUGAUUCAACUUCGAUGGGUUUUGAUUUAAAGAAUGGUAAAAGAACGACAGUGUGGAUUGAAUACAUAGAUUCCAAGAAGAUGGUGAAAGUUUGGCUCAGUUAUACAAAAUCCAGAACUAUUAGGCCAAUUCUUGCUACUCAUAUUGAUCUUUCUAUGUACCUUGAAGAGUUUAUGUUCAUUGGUUUUUCUGCAUCAAAUGGAAAGGGAUCAGCACAACACGUGGUCGAGAAAUGGAGAUUCAGGACUUAUGGGUUUCUUCCUUCCGUUAAUUCCUUUGAUACAAGGGUUGAAGGUGGUUGUUUUAUGUGUGUUCCUGAUGAUGUACUACCAAAUGAUACUGCUCAGACACCCUCAACAAGAAGCAGGAAGAAUGAACUAGUUCUUGGAGUUGGCGGGGCAGCAUUUUUUGUCUCGGUUUCGUUGGUUAUUGGAGGAAUAAGUUGGUUUUUCAUGAGAAAGAAAAGAAACGGUGAUACGGGAAAUUCGAGACAUCAACGUUAUAAUGCUGAACUGAAUCAAGUGCCACAAAGGCUUUCACUUGAUGAGAUUAAAGUAGCAACUAGGGGUUUCCAUCGUAGUAGAGUAUUGGGUGAGGGGGGGUCAGGAACAGUCUAUGAAGGACACCUUGCAUCUGGCAAGGAAGUGGCAGUUAAACGAUUCCAUCAGAUCAACACGGCUGAUCUUUAUAGUGAUCCGUUCACUAAUGAACUGGCAGCAGUAAUUGGUUGUUUAAAGCACAGGAACCUCCUUCAGCUUCAAGGUUGGUGUUGCGAGCGAGGUGAGCUAAUCUUGGUUUAUGAGUAUAUGCCCAACGGAAGUCUUGACAAGUUGCUGGAGAGAACUGGUGACUCACCAGUUGCAAAGCUCAAAUGGGAAGACAGGCUAAAGAUUGUUCUUGGUGUUGCCUCGGCACUAACGUAUCUUCAUGAGGAGUGUGAAAGACAGAUAAUUCAUAGAGAUGUCAAGGCGUGUAACAUAAUGCUUGAUGCUGAUUUUAAUGCAAAACUUGGGGAUUUUGGUUUGGCUGAACUGUACGAGCCUGGUGCAGCCAUAAGGAAUCCAACCAUACCCGCAGGAACAAGGGGUUAUCUUGCCCCUGAAUAUGUACAUGCAGGAGUUCCCACUGUGAAGACAGACGUUUUCAGCUUUGGAGUGGUGACACUGGAGGUGGCCACAGGAAAGCUGCCGGUAGAUAAUGAUGGAAAGACCCUAGUUGAUUGGGUAUGGGACAAGUGGACUAACGGGAAACUGAUUGAGGCUGCAGAUGCCGGUUUGAUGGGAAGGUUUAACAAGAGGGAGAUGGAGGGAAUGCUAAUAGUAGGUCUUUCUUGUGCUGAUUAUAAUUGCGCCGAGAGACCAACUGCAAAAGAGGCAGCCAGGAUGCUCAAAGGCGAAGCUCCAUUACCAGUCCUACCAGCAAGGAGGCCAUUUAUGCCACUAGUACCUGCGUUGCCAACUGGUAUAAUAGCACAAGAUGAUGGAGUUGGAAAUGGUGGCGGGGUUGAUAUUGGUCGUCGUUCUGAUACUACAUGGAUAACAGCUCGAACCAAUCUAUCUUAAGACCUGUUCUCGGCUUCAAAUGUGUACUUGUAAAUGUUUCCUGAUACAUUUUUAGUAUGAAGACCAUGAUGAAUGCUUGAAAGUGUAUUUUUUGUUUGAUCUUCAGAAUUUUUCAAUAAUGAAAUUUUAAGUACU
Messenger RNA from Papaver somniferum (opium poppy), 2395 nucleotides. Its product is annotated as L-type lectin-domain containing receptor kinase S.6-like. Gene Ontology annotation, cellular component: plasma membrane. The transcript has a single exon. NCBI's taxonomy places the organism in Eukaryota, Viridiplantae, Streptophyta, Magnoliopsida, Ranunculales, Papaveraceae. Gene Ontology annotation, molecular function: carbohydrate binding; ATP binding; protein kinase activity. The record is from RefSeq and is a predicted model, not a curated record. The coding region runs from base 158 to 2260 and encodes 700 amino acids. Gene Ontology annotation, biological process: protein phosphorylation.